Caenorhabditis angaria is the source of this 3628-nucleotide messenger RNA. Lineage: Eukaryota; Metazoa; Nematoda; Chromadorea; Rhabditida; Rhabditidae. The record is from the annotation of a GenBank genome assembly.
AUGAAAUUUCUAAUAUUUCUCGUAUUAUUCCAUUUUGUCACAGGUAAUUUAUCAAAAAUCUUUUUUUUUUCAAUCCAAUCCUUCCAACCAAUUAAAUUUAGCUGUUGAAAUUUCUCGAAUAUUGAAAGAUAAUCCAAUAAUUGCUCAAAUGUCAAUGUUUCAAGAGGAUAAUUCAACAAUUCCAAGUCAACGAUUUGUAAGUUUGAAAAUAUUUGAAAAUAAAAAUUUAAAAAAAUUUUAGAGUAUGAAAAGAUCUCCAAAUGAUCCAGUGUCGGAUAAUUUUCCAGAAAGAUAUCAUUUUACAAAUGAAAGUAUGUUUGAUUCAGCAGAUCCAGAAACAACUGAAAUUGAUUAUCGAGUAAGUUUUGAAUCUGAAAGAGAGGGAAAACAAGCUUCCAUUCCAAAACUUACAAUUAGGGUUCCUUUUUGAAUAACCAAAUCCCGGGAAUUUUUUUCUAAUAAAUUUAUACUAGAAAGGUUUCAGGAUUUUCCCGAAGUUGAGCCUUUAAAUUCUCCUCCAACUGGUCGUCUUCUUUCCGAUGAUCAACAAGAUGAUUCACUUUUACAAACUGCAAUUCAAUUCGAAACAUCAACAACAACAAAAAUUCCAUUCGCAGCAUCUGAAACUCUUUUUGAUACAACAGUUUCACAAAAUUAUCCAGCUAAGACUUCGCCAUAUUUCAGUGCUUUUCCACCAACUUCAACACCUCCAACUUGGUCGGCAGAAAAUACAAAAAUGUUUUUUGGAAAUUCGAUUGAAAGUUCUGAAGAGAAAAUUAGAAAUGAAAAUAAAGAAGAAUUGGAGGAAGAACAAGAAAUUGAAGAUAAUUCUGAAGAAGAAGAGGAAGAGGAAAAUGAAGAAAAUCAAGAAUUAACUGAUAUUUCAUCUUCUACAACAAUGGGAUUAAAAAGAACAACAUUUAAAGGAACAUCUUAUAUGGCAAUGGGUACUGUAGAAGCAACAACACCACAAAAAAUAACGAGAGAUUUUAAAAGAGAUCAAAAUGAAGCUAUUAAUUAUAAUGGUUAGUUUGAUGUUUCUAAAAAGUGAGAAUACUAGAAAAUAGUUAUUCAAAUUUUUGAUCCCACAUUUUUGAGAUUUGACGAGUGGCACUAUUUUUGAGCUGAAUGUAUUUUGCCAAAUUUCUAGAAAAAAUGGGAUACAUUUUUGAGACAACUUGAAAAAUAAGCAGUAAUCCAGAAAUCAAUGUUCCAAUUUUUGAAAGAUUUUUUAAAACAAAAUUCCCCAAGAAUUCUUCCCAAAUUUUCGAUAUUUUUUCAAAUUUUCUAACUUUUUAAUUUGUGAUAAUUUUCUUGGGAAAAUAGUUUUGUUCUGUUUAGAUUACUGUAGCAUUUCAAAUUUCUGGAACAAAAAAACGGGAAAAUUGUGGAGAUUUCGAGAAAUCAUUUCUAGCGAGAACUCUGUAAAAAAACUUGGUUUACUGAUUGUAAAUAAAAAUAAUAAUCUAAAUUUCGCAACAGGUCGAUAUUCUGUUUCUGCUACAAAAUAUUAUGUUGAUAAUCGAAUUGAUGGAGAACAUUAUCAAGAUGGAAUAUCGAAGAAUUUCGAAUCAGUUGAUCCUUUUGUUGUUGAAAAAGAAAUGAGAACAAUUGCUCGAAUGCAUGCAUCAAAAACACAUUCAUCAGAUCCUUUGACAUUAGAAAUGGAUCCAAAAAAAGACGAAUCGGAAGAAAAAGAUACUAUUUCGAAAGUUGAACAAAUUCAAAAAAAUGGAAAAGAUGUUGAAAUUCGAGAAAAUACUUAUAAAAAUCAAAAAACAGUUGUUGAAUUAUGGAACAAAUUAUUAUUUGGACAUGAUUAUUUGAGAUAUCCUGGCGCUAUUUUUGAUGAUAAAUUUGAUCAAAAUCGAAGAAAAUCGGGAGAUGAAAAAGUGUUUGCGUCGAAAAUUUUAUUGUCAAAUAGUCCAAUGUUGAAAGGUUUGCUUUAGUUCUCUUGGGAAAAAAAAUUAUAAUAAUUUUGCGUUUUUCAGGAGUUGAAGGUCCUCUGAAAACAAUGAUUCCAUCAAAUUCGAAAAAGAAAAUAUCUGGAGUUCGAAAUAUUUCGCCUGGAGAAAUUAGACCUGUUUGGAAAAUUACGGUAAUCAGUUUUACGUGAAGAUUUUUAAAAAGAGAUUUUGAGACACAGUUUACGAAAAAAAAUUCCAGAUUUUUAAAAAUUUCAAAAUGUAUUUCAGGAAGAUAUCGAAUCAGUUUGUUUCAAUUCGAAAAAAGAUACAGGAGUUGCAUCAACAAUUCAACCAUUUUUAUUGGAAGAAAAUAUUGAGAAAUUUGAUUGUUUAAAAAUGUGCGCAGAUGAAGAUGAAUGUAGUGUUGUAACUUAUUCAGAACCUUUGAAAAUUUGUGAAUUAUAUGAUGAACAAAAAGAAGAUGAAAUAAGAAUAUUAGGAAAAAGUUUGCAUCGAACUUUGGGUGGAAUUGGAUCGAAAAAAUGUAUAAAUGCUUUUGCUUCUGAUGAUUUUCGAUUUGCUGCAACAAGUGCUUCGAAAGAAGAUUAUGAAUUUGAAAAUAAAUUAAACAUAGAAGACGAAGAUAAUAAGUGUGUUUAUUCUCAAUUUAACUACAGUAUCCUCAUUUUUAUAUACUUAUUUGCAGUUCGUCUCAAUAUCUGCGUCUCGUCGAAAAAGACAAUACAACACCACAUGCAAUUGUACCCCCUUCUUCUUCUUUUUCCACUGACCAAUGUAUGUUUUUCUGUGUAUCUUCUCUAACAUUUUCUUCUCGUUUGUCGUAUGGGGGUAUAGCUCAGUGGCAGAGCAUUUGAUUGCAGAUCAAGAGGUCCCCGGUUCAAAUCCGGGUGCCCCCUUGUUUUUGCAUUUUUUUCAAGCUUCGAAAUUUCAGCUUCGCCAAAAUGUGCUCCUGAAGAAUCUGUAAUUUUUGUUCGAAGUGAUAAUCAAGAAGCGAGUCUUGAAUCAAAAAAAGAAAAAAGUUUAGAGAUAACCGAAGAUGAUUGUGUAUUCGCUUGUUUGACAAAUACAAGACCUGGUGGAGGAGAAUUAUUGGAUUGUUUAUCAUUGGAAUAUGAUAGAAGACGAAGUCUUUGUUAUUUGAUGCAAAAUUCACCACAAGAUGAAAUAAUGACACCAAAACCAAUAAAUCCAGUUGUUCUUUAUGAGAAAACAUGUGUAACAAGUUAGAGAAUUUUUCUAAAAUUGAUGAAAAUAAAAUAAUUAACAAUUUUCAGAACAAUCAGCUGCAAAAUGUUCAGGCGGUCAACCAAUUCGAUUCCGUCAAAAAGUAUUAAUUGGUCAUUUAAUUGAUGCACAACCUGUUGAAACAGCUGCUGAAUGUAUUGAUUUAUGUAUUUCGAAAUCAUCAACUUGUUUCAGUGUUAUGUUUUAUUAUGAUGUUAGUAUUUCAGAUUAUUUCAAAACCAUUACAACUUUUAUAUUUUCAGGAAACAACUUUGAAUUGUAUUCUGAAUGAUUCAAAUCAUUUGAGUCAUCCAAAAGCGUUUUUCGAUGAAACAAAUGCAAUUGUUGACUUUUUCAGUAUUCAAGAAUGUUUAGGAAUAAAAGAAGUUCGAAGGAAGUCAGUUAUUUUUUGUUAAUUUACAAAUAUAAUUUCCGUUUUUUUCAGACUUUUCAACAAAAGACGAAUAAUUCAAUGA